Pleurotus ostreatus (oyster mushroom) is the source of this 1749-nucleotide messenger RNA. RefSeq lists its product as uncharacterized. The transcript has 6 exons. The coding region runs from base 1 to 1749 and encodes 582 amino acids. The record is from RefSeq and is a predicted model, not a curated record. Gene Ontology annotation, biological process: microtubule-based movement. NCBI's taxonomy places the organism in Eukaryota, Fungi, Basidiomycota, Agaricomycetes, Agaricales, Pleurotaceae.
AUGGCAGCGCAACCGUCAACUCCUGGUCGCGAAUCAGCAAGGUCGGCAGCUGUGCCAUCGACACCAGCAACGUCUAGGGUUGCUGGCACCCAUAUCAUCCAGUCUUCCCCACACUACACCACGACGCGUCGGCACGCGCUGUAUGGCACCGAAGACCGCAUUGUUAUCGACCCAGGCUCUCGCAUAUGGAAAGUGGGCUUCAGUGGAGAAGGGAAGCCUAGGGAUGUCUUCUAUGCUGACGGCGCGACGGGGGAUGCCUUGUGGGGGCUUGACAGAGCUACGGACCCCGUUCAAAGGGCCGAAGAGGAUACAAUUCUCCAAGUCAAGCUCGAGGCCCGACUGAGGUCUGUAUUCCACGACUCCUUGUUGACCGACCCGAAAUCUCGUAAAGUCAUAUUGGUCGAGCACCCUUUCCUACCACUUCACAUCAAAGACAUCCUGGCCCGAGUUCUCUUCCAAAAUUUACAAGUUCCCUCGAUAUCCUUCGCUUCUAGCCACCUGCUCGCUCUCUUUGCAUCUGGCCGAAUAACAGGCCUUGUACUGGAUAGCGGUCAUCAUGAGUCAGUAGCCAUCCCAAUUUUCGCGUCGCGACCACUAUAUUCCUAUAUUCAGACCACACCACUGGCAGGAUCCCGACUUACUUCCCACCUCCGUGCCCUCUUAUUGGUCUUUGGCACCUAUAUACCCCCUCCAGCGAUUACUGGCGCCGUCAAUGUGCCCGCGGCGAAUCGCACUACAAGAAUACCCGAAGAAGUAUUGACCGACGCAAUAAUGGAAGAAAUCAAGACCCGCUGCUGCUUCGUUGGCUCUGCAAUGGAAUCUUCUCUUGUUGAGCCUCAGGCCUCAGCGGAUGACUCGUUCGAGAUGGAGGUACCUCCCAGUGACACAACCAUGUCGGAAUCAGACUUCUCUCACAUAAGCAGCACUGUAUCCUCCCCUCCUCCGUCUGAUUUCUCCGUUGUUUCGAACCCUGUGCAAGGGCAGAGGGAGAGGGAGAGACAACAGCAAGAGAAUCACCUUCAAUCGCUUUCCACCUUGUAUAAACGCUAUUCGUCGGCUACAGAUCUCCAAAUGCGCAUACCGCCUGCUUCGACCCAUCAAGCUGGGCCUGGUCGUGCGACGCUGAUUAUCCCUGGGUGGAUUCGGGAGCGAGCGGCGGAAGUUUUAUUUGAAGGGGGUGAUGUCGACGAAACCAGCGUGGCCGAGGUCAUCUUGGAUGCCCUCCUUAAGGUCCCCAUGGAUCUUAGGAAAACACUUGCGUCGUCCAUCUUGAUUGUGGGAGGUACCCCAAUGCUGCCAGGGUUCAUCACCAGGUUGCACGCGGAGCUCCUACGCGCUGUCUCGCCUCCACAACAGCAAGGCGACGCCCCGGUCCCGACCCGCAAGUACGAUCGAUAUGCCUCAUUGCGACCGUUGAUACCAUAUAUCGCCAUUAUGAACAAUCCCGCACCGCCUGCACCAGCAUCUGACCGCGCCCGCGCUUCCGCCGGAAAGGCACCGGCAUUCACACCUGCUACACUUGCGUGGGUGGGUGGGUCUCUGGCUGGUGCGUUGAAGACUGGCGGUGCAGAGGUCGCCCGUGAGCGGUGGGAUGAAAGUGAACUUGCAGAAAGGGACCCCGAUGAGUCUAUGGAUAUAUCUAUGAGCCCCGAAAAACCUACGAAAAUGUUCCUACCAGACUGGACAAGAUCACCGUUACCAGGCGGUGCGCCGUCCGCCAGACCGGCGGAGGCCUUUCAAUCCGUCUAA